This is a messenger RNA of Pleuronectes platessa (European plaice), 2037 nucleotides long. RefSeq lists its product as uncharacterized. The record is from RefSeq and is a predicted model, not a curated record. The transcript has 14 exons. Gene Ontology annotation, molecular function: protein binding; RNA binding. NCBI's taxonomy places the organism in Eukaryota, Metazoa, Chordata, Actinopteri, Pleuronectiformes, Pleuronectidae. The coding region runs from base 43 to 1371 and encodes 442 amino acids.
UUCCAGAGGGAGCGUCCGGAGGAUGUGGAGCGGAGCGAGCUGAUGAAGUUCACCCGGGAUCUGUGCCGGCUGCUGGGCUUGGGAGGCGGGCCAGGUGAGGAGGAGCUGGAGGAUCAGGAUGGGGCUUCUGACCCAGCACACGGAAGAAAAGGCCAAAGCUCACCAGAGGUCACGGUGAACAGUGAGGAGGGUCUGGAUGAGAAGGAGAGAGCAAAGAGGAGAGCGGAAAGGAGGAGAGCCAAGAGGAAAAGGCAGAAGGAGCGCAAGAAACAGGAGCGAGAGGAGAGGAUGGAGGAUUCUUCAGAGCAGGAAGAAGAAGCGUCUGGAGGAGCUGCGACGGAGAGCAACAGUGAGGAGGAAUACAAAGAGGAGGAGCCAUGGACUGCGGUUCGUCCCUCAAACAAGUGGAACCCUGAAUCAGUCCCUGGCGUCGGGACCACAGAGAACAAGAACAACCACAAGUUCCCCCACAGGACGUCAGAGGAGAUGGGCUGUACCCAGGAGCCAGAGUGGGACGUCAGCAGUGCGUUUGUGGCUAACGCCGCCAGCCACAUCAAACUCAAAGGCCCGAGGAGCAGAGGGCUGCAGAUCACCAGAGAGAACAAGGAGAACGAGGACACAGAAGAAAUGAAGAGGAGGGGAGAGUCACUAACAGAACAGGGCCUUCAGAUGUUUGGGCGGGGCCAGUACAGCCAGGCAGUACACAUGUUUACAGAAGCCAUCAACUGUGACCCUAAGGACCACAGGUUCUAUGGAAAUCGCUCUUACUGUAACUUGUGUCUGGAACGGCACUCCGCCGCCCUCAAGGACGCUCAGAGGUCAAUCGAGCUGGCUCCCGAUUGGCCAAAGGGAUUCUUCCGUAAGGGUUGUGCUUUGAUGGGGUUAAAGCGGUACAAAGAGGCGGAGGAGGCCAUGGAGCAGGUGUUAAAGUUGGAUCAGCACAUUAAUGAGGCGUCCAGUAAACUCGUCACCUGUCGGAUUCUGCAGCUCAUGGAUAUGGGCUUUGAGGAAGAGCAGAGUAAACUGCUGCUGGAGAAGUUCAACACGGUUCAAGGCGUCCUCAACUCAUCUGAGGCCAAAGCACUGAAGCAAACAUCUCUGCAGGAGCAGAGUGGGAGCUGUCGCUCUCUGUGGGUUGGGAACAUUACAGUAGAAGUUACAGAGAAAAACCUCUGGGAUCUCUUCAAAACGUUUGGUGAGAUAGAGAGCGUCAGAGUUCUUCACCAACGCUUCUGUGCCUUCGUCAACUUCAAGAACGCCAACACUGCUGCCAGAGCCCUGGAGAAGCUGCAGGGGGUGGAGCUGAGGAGCACCAAGCUGGUGAUGCGGUACCCGGACCGUUGGAUCCAGCGGACUCUGCCCUCUACAUAAAGGACCAGAACCAGCCUGGGCUUCAGUGCUGCAGGGACACAGCACAGCUCAGCUUCCACCGGGUUCUGAGGAAAUCACUCACCAUCCACGUUGUUCUACAAAAGUCACACGAGGGAUAUGAACAUGAAUCUCACUUCAUACAAAUGUGUUCAAAUACACAAAUAACCCCCUCUGGUUCUGACCCGUCCAGACAGACUAGUUCCCCUCACCUCCCCUCCCCCUGCACCGAGACACAUCACAGGGGGAUUUACAAAGAAUGAGGGGGAGCAGGAGGAUGUUCUGCCCGACGACACCGACAGCUGAAUGUGUGAGUGAGAAGAAAAAGAGAGAGACGGGUUCUGCACUGGGUCCAGAACCCAACCUUGUAAAUACUUUGAAUAUAAGAAGGUCUAAAAGAUUUAGAUUUAUUUGAAACGUCACUGAGGAGUCACUGAGCUCCAUUUGGAUCCCAGGAGAAACCCUGAGGAACUCCUGGUUCCUGCUGUGUGGGACAUGUCACCUCUCGUCGGGUUUUACUGGGACCAGUGACUCUGGUUGAACCUUGUUGGAAACAACCAAAGACUCUUUGACAAACCGUUGUCUGAACACCACUGCUGCUUUGCUGCCAAAUGAAGUUAUUUCCUUUUUUUAAGUAUUUGCACAAAACAAUAAAUGAAUAAACACUGA